Drosophila arizonae is the source of this 1050-nucleotide messenger RNA. RefSeq lists its product as uncharacterized. NCBI's taxonomy places the organism in Eukaryota, Metazoa, Arthropoda, Insecta, Diptera, Drosophilidae. The record is from RefSeq and is a predicted model, not a curated record.
UGUUUUAUGUAAAUUAUUUUUUGCUUUUUGUUUGUUUUUCUCGAAGCGGACAAUAAACGGACACACAAUCCAAGCGUGGAGAAGUGCUGAACCAUCUCCUAGUCGCAACAUUAAACACACUCACUCACACAUUUGUUUAAACUAAUUGUAUCAAUUAUGAAAUUUAAAUUUAGUAAGCGUUAUAAAGCAAAUAAAACUGAAAUUCAAUAAUGCUUUCCGUUUUCAAAUUAUGAAACGUUGUAAGGCAAAUGAAGCAUAGAAACGCUUUCCACAAUCUCCUGAUUUUCACGUCAAUCGAUCGAAAUACCAAGUGUCUAAAUUUCCAGUUUGCAUUAUGGCUAAUCAAUGGCGAUUGCCGGGCUCGACUAGGUCCACAUCUAUAACAAAUUUGACGCUCUGCUCGAAGCAAGCGAAGCGCAAGUGGCGCUACAAAUUCAAGUUUCUCGAUUUAUACAAGGAAAAAGAAUGCCUGUGGAUGGAGAAUCACAAGGAUUUUCUCAAUUUUGAAUUAAAGGACGAGGUCUGGGAACAGCUUGCCCAGGAAAUGUGCUGCCCCGAACGCCCCCAUCCGAAGCCCGACAAAUGGAGACAUCUGGUCAUCAAAUGGCGCUACAACGUGCAAUUGGAGCAACUGCGUAAACAGGAGGCGAAACAUUUCGACAAACUGAAUGAAUUGCCCCGCAAACUGCGCUAUUCGGAUAGAUUGCAGUUUCUAAUCAAACACACGUUCGAUCGCAAAAAGAAUGUACAGGCAGUAACGCCAGUAGCGCGUACGCCUGAGCCAUUAACCUCGCCGACACAGGAGAGCCUUGCCGCCAAAUGCAUGCGUUUGGGUCGUUGUAAGAGCAAACUUCACACAUCCUUUGGACAAAAGCUGCGAACAAUGGAGAAGAUCCGAAAUAAACGAUGCUGCACAAUGUGCCUGUCGCCAGAGGCACUACAUCGAAUACUGUAGAGCCCGAAUAUUAACGUAUUUGAGAGCCGAAUUAAAUAAAUCUGAAAAAGAGAACAGUCGUCCAUUUCGUAAUUUCAUAACAUUUCACUUUGUAU